Molecule: messenger RNA, 1311 nt
Organism: Drosophila teissieri
Lineage: Eukaryota; Metazoa; Arthropoda; Insecta; Diptera; Drosophilidae
Gene: Urod
Product: uroporphyrinogen decarboxylase
Exons: 3
Coding region: 156-1226 (356 amino acids)
Biological process (GO): heme biosynthetic process
Cellular component (GO): cytosol
Molecular function (GO): uroporphyrinogen decarboxylase activity
Source: RefSeq, a predicted model, not a curated record
CCCACCACCAGGGGAAAACGUAAACAAAGGUCGGCAGAACGCACACUCAUGCAGGAUUGCAGAAUUCCGUCACGGAUUUCAUCAAAUUUACGGGAUUCAUCAGUGGAAAUAACUGCAGUAGCUUUCUACAACCUUUUUGACAGCCAAUAGUCACUAUGAAAGACGCAAAGCCCUUUCCCGUACUCAAGAAUGACAACUUGCUGCGGGCCGCACGUGGCGAAGUGGUGGACCGAGUGCCCGUGUGGGUGAUGCGUCAGGCGGGCCGCUACCUUCCGGAGUUCCAGGAGCUGCGAAAGCUGCACGACUUCUUUACCGUCUGCCGCACCCCGGAACUGGCGUGCGAAGUGACCAUGCAGCCAUUGCGCCGCUUUGACCUAGACGCCUCCAUCAUCUUUUCGGACAUCCUUGUCAUUCCGCAAGCACUUGGCCUCACCGUGGAGAUGCAUGCGGGCGUGGGUCCCGUACUGCCGCAGCCCAUUGUGGUGCCGGAGGACCUGAAGCGCCUUACGCCGGACGGCGCCUUGUCCCGCCUCAGCUACGUGGGCGACGCAAUCACCAUGAUGCGCCACAAGCUGGAAGGUCGAGUGCCGCUAAUCGGUUUUACAGGAGCGCCAUGGACACUGAUGGGAUAUAUGAUCGAGGGUGGCGGCAGCAAGACCAUGUCAAAAGCUAAAGCUUGGCUCAACGAACAUCCUGAAGACUCUAAACUUUUCCUCAACCUGCUGACCGACGCUAUUGUAGACUACCUGGAAAUGCAGGUGAAAGCUGGCGCUCAAAUGCUGCAGGUAUUUGAAUCUUCCGCCGAGCAUCUUUCUAAGGAGCAGUUCCUACAGUGGGGAGUGCCCUACCUGAAGAGAAUUCGUGACGAGCUGGUAGACCGUCUUACAAAGAAGGCCAUCCCCGUGGUCCCCAUGACGCUGUUCGCUAAGGGUGCUGGGCACUCACUGAAGGAGCAGAGCGAACUGGGCUACGAUGUCAUUGGCUUGGAUUGGACUGUGGAUCCUCUGGAGGCACGCACUUUGGUCGGACCUAACAUUACGUUGCAGGGCAACCUGGACCCUCAGGACAUGUACCGCGACCCUGACGAACUGCGUAACCUGACCACCGAAAUGGUGCACAAGUUCGGCAAGUCGCGUUACAUCGCCAAUCUGGGACACGGAAUCACGCCCCAGACUCCGAUUACGAGCAUGGAAGUGCUUGUUGAGGCGGUGCAUAAGGCUCUCUAAGGUGAUCCGUGCUGUAACCUUUAAUUUUAUGAUGCUUUUAUCGAAUGCAAUAAAGACAAUUGGCCUUGGGUUUAGGGUAACCUCA